Molecule: messenger RNA, 2457 nt
Organism: Schistosoma guineensis
Lineage: Eukaryota; Metazoa; Platyhelminthes; Trematoda; Strigeidida; Schistosomatidae
Source: the annotation of a GenBank genome assembly
AUGGCCGACAAAAGGAAACUGCAAAGUGACAUUGAAAGAAACCUCAAGAGAGUACAGGAGGGGAGAACUGCCUUCCAGGAAAUACUGGAUAAAUUUGAAAGUACCAACAAUCCAACUCAAAAAGAAAAAUUUGAAGGCGAUCUAAAAAAAGAAAUUAAAAAACUUCAAAGAUUAAGAGAUCAAAUCAAAACAUGGAUUACAGCUAGUGAAGUGAAAGAUAAGCGACCAUUAUUAGAAGCACGUAAGGAAAUCGAACAGGAUAUGGAACGAUUUAAAGUAAUUGAAAAAGAGACAAAAACUAAAGCUUAUUCCAAAGAAGGUCUAUUAUCAACUGAAGCGAAAAAGGACCCAUUACAGAAAGAAAAAGAAGAAUUAGAUGAUUGGUUAAAACAAUGUAUUAGUUCAUUAAAUACACAAACAGAAAAAUAUGAGUUUGAGAUUGAAAGCUUAUCAAAUAAUACUAAAAAGAAAAGAAUAGAUAAAGAAACAGCUUCAGCAAUCGAUGAAAAACGUCAACGUUUAGAAAUGUGUUGUUUUCAUGUUGAAAAACUUGAAACCAUUAUGCGUUUAUUAGAUAAUGAACGAUUAGAUUGUACAAAGGUUAGAUCUAUUCAAGAGUCUAUUGAAUAUGUGAUCGAUUGUAGUGAUAAUCAGUCUAUGUUUGACUUUAAGAAUAUUUAUGAUGAUUUAUGUUUGGAUGAGUUAGGUGAUUCUACUGGAAUAACUGCAGCACCAGGCACUGCAACAGGAAAUCAAGAGCAUGAUUUAAAUGGUGUAAUUACCCCCGGUACUACACUAGUAAAUCAACGAGUAGGGAGUGAUGAUGCUGGCUCUUCAACUUCGACUCAUACAAGUGCAUCAAAUAAUACAGAUUCGUCUGUCACUCAUCCUGGGUCAUCAGCAUCAUCCAAUGCGUCUUCUUCCCGAGAACGUGCUAAAAGUGAUGAUAAAGUCUCCUUGUUACCACAUGUAUCCGCUUCUUCUACUAGUACACCAAUGAAAUCUUCAAAUACACCAGGUUCAUCGGGCAAACAAAAACCGGCUGCUUCAAUUAAUCAAACUGCUCCUGCUCUUAUGUCCCAAGUUGUUGCUGGCACUCCUAAUAAAUCUGGAAAGUUGAACGCAAAUAGUCAUUCAACAUCAAACAGUAUGACAAUCGUUGCCGAGAUAGGCCCGGCCAAACCCUCUAGUACUAUAGAUUCUCAGGUCGUUGUUGACGAUCUUGCUCGAAACCAGAAGAACGAAACCACCCAAAAACAUAAUGACCGUCCCAAUACAGUUACAACAAAUCCUCAGUUACAAUCACAGAUAAAAAAUGGCCCCAGUGACGAUAGCAAUUCAUUAACACCUUUCUCCUCUGUUUCAGGAACAAAUUUAACGUCUACAGCACCUAGUCUUGCAUUUUCCGCCUCUCAUAUAAAGGAAGAUUCUUCUGUGAUCAACAGUCGUGAAGAAUUACUUGCGCCAUGUCAACCGUCAUGUGUUUCCAACUCAAUAAAUUCUUCGUCACCUAUUCCGCUCCGAAGUAUGUCAUCUGAAGUUAGCAAAGCUUCAGGUGUUACUAAUGCUUACAACAAUUCGAUGCUUUCCACUUCUACAGACGAAAACUCUGAAAACGUAAGUCGUACUCCUCCCAGUCUAUAUUCAACGGCUAUGCUAGCUGCUUCUCAGGAUAAACAAUUGUCAUCCCUACUCGCUUGCUCUCAACAUCCAUCUUUAGGACGUGCAGGUUCGAAUUCUGUUGUGGAUCCGUCACUUUCUGCAAUUUCCUUGUCCAGUAAAUUUCACUCAACAUCUGGUGUUUCAUCUUUACCACUUCCUUCAACUAUCAUAUCUACAACCAAUCCUCAAGUACAGUCCUCUUAUUUGGGACUAGACAGCCAACUAUCCAGUAUACAACCGUCUUUACAUUCUCAACAAAUAAAAAAUCAGAAUAGUCCUGUUCAUGCUCAUAUGCAUCCACGUGAUGCUGCUGCUCCCUUCCGUAACAGAAAUUUGGACAAACCCAAAGGAGCUGUACCACAAGAGCUUCUUUUACAACUUCAAGCAUUAGAAAGUGGUUAUCGUCGUUUACCACAUUCAUGUGAUACAGAGAAAUCUCGUAUGAUUAUAUGUAAAAAUCCAAUUAAUUGUCCAAAUUAUUAUCCACGUGAACCAUUAACUGGUACUGAUAAUGAAGAAUAUUAUAUGAAAUUAGAUGCACAAACAUUAUUUUUUAUAUUUUAUUAUUUUGAAGGUACUAAAGCACAAUAUUUUGCUGCUAAAGCAUUAAAACGUAUGUCAUGGAGAUUUCAUACAAAAUUUAUGAUGUGGUUUCAACGACAUGAAGAACCUAAACAAAUUACUGAUGAAUAUGAAUCUGGUUCAUAUAUUUAUUAUGAUUAUAGAACAAUGCGACAACGUAAAAAAGAAGAAUUUAUGUUUCAUUAUAGUUUUUUAGAAGAUAAAGAUUUUUAA